AUGGUAACACCAAGUUCAGAACAAUUCACAGUGAAGGGCUUAGAGAGGCCAAUCGUGGCUUCACUGGGUGGAGAAGUUGAGCUCAGUUGCCAGCUGUCCCCACCACAGAAUGCACAACAUAUGGAGAUUCGCUGGUUCCGGAACCGCUACACACAACCUGUUCAUCUGUACAAGGAUGGUAAAGACCUGUAUGGAGAAACUAUCUCCAAGUAUGUGGAGAGGACAGAGCUACUGAAAGAAGCCAUUGGAGAAGGUAAAGUGACCCUCCGGAUCCUUAAUGUCAGUGUUGAUGAUGACGGACAGUACCACUGCUUGUUCAAAGAUGGUGAUUUCUAUGAAGAAGCCAUCACAGAAGUGACGGUCACAGCUACAAACUUAGAAAUACAGAUUCUUCUGCAUCCUUCUAAUAUCAAAGGUCUUUUAGUGGAGUGUAAUUCAAGAGGAUGGUUCCCACAGCCUCAAAUGGAAUGGAGAAACAGCAGAGGAGAGGUCAUUCCCUAUGCAUCAAAAGCCCACUCACAGGACAGUCACAAAUUGUUCAACAUGAAGAUGACCAUUCUCCUUAGCAGUCAGUCCCAUGGAAAUGUCACUUGCUAUCUCCGAAACCCUGUAACUGGUCAAGAGGAAAGUACAAGCAUUGCCCUAUCAGAUAAACUCUUUCCAUGGAACAUUAUUUGGAAACUGAUUCUGGCUGCAAUUAUGGCUGUGCUGCUGUUCUUUAUCAUGAUACCCAGUGCUGAACUCUAUUUCAAACAGCAACGUAGCUCCUGCAGCUAUACCUCUCCUUGUGCCGUGGGUGCGGUGAUAGUCUGUUCUUCAAUGGGUACAGUCAUUGGACUCAUCAUUUACAUGCACUGGAGAACACGAGUCCCUGUUUCAGAUCCACAAUUCCAGCUGGAUACUGUAUGGUUGGAAGAUAUCACUGUGGCCCUCUGUGUGCUGACAGUCUUCAUCACCAUGUUCCUUUCCUUUAUUUACUUCAGAUUGAGAGCCUUCUUGAGGCUCCUGGGUGUUCUACCAGUGCCAGGAUUAGUGCCUCAAAUGCCAAUGUCAGUCUCAGCUCUGAUUGAACAAUUGUGA
Molecule: messenger RNA, 1080 nt
Organism: Galeopterus variegatus (Sunda flying lemur)
Lineage: Eukaryota; Metazoa; Chordata; Mammalia; Dermoptera; Cynocephalidae
Product: putative selection and upkeep of intraepithelial T-cells protein 1 homolog
Exons: 7
Coding region: 1-1080 (359 amino acids)
Biological process (GO): regulation of cytokine production; T cell receptor signaling pathway
Cellular component (GO): external side of plasma membrane
Molecular function (GO): signaling receptor binding
Source: RefSeq, a predicted model, not a curated record